Pyricularia grisea is the source of this 519-nucleotide messenger RNA. RefSeq lists its product as uncharacterized. The transcript is spliced from 2 exons. Lineage: Eukaryota; Fungi; Ascomycota; Sordariomycetes; Magnaporthales; Pyriculariaceae. The coding region runs from base 1 to 519 and encodes 172 amino acids. The record is from RefSeq and is a predicted model, not a curated record.
AUGCGCUAUUCAACCCUCGCUCUCUGCGCCGCCGCUGUGUGCCAAGUUGUUUCAACCAACGUCCCGGAGUUUGUCUAUCUCGGAGAACACAUGAGCCCCGCACAAAUGGAAUACAUUGGCGCCAUCGCGCCCCGUGAAAUGAACAACGACGAAGUAAACCUUUACAACUAUCACCCAACUGCCAAUGUACUCAUGAGGCUCGUAAUUAAUUACGUUUACCGAAUUCAUACUGCGGGGAUAACAAGUUCCUUUCGCGAGGCUGCCGCCUUGUAUGCAAAGGCAAAUAUAAAACACCCGAAUCCUGACCAGCAGGAGUGGUUGGCGAUUGCCGCGAUCCCAAAGAAUAAUAUCCAGGGCUGGUAUAAACGUUUGGAAAAUGGAGAAUAUGAGUAUGUCUCGAGGGAGGCCUACGAAAUAGAAAUGAAAGAGAAGGCUGAACAACUUGCUAAACAGCGGGGGGCAAAAAGACCUCACGCCAGGAGUCGCUGCCUCUUCAGCGGUGGUUGUAUCCCGUUUUAG